This is a messenger RNA of Nicotiana tabacum (common tobacco), 1330 nucleotides long. RefSeq names its product ribose-phosphate pyrophosphokinase 4-like. Gene Ontology annotation, molecular function: magnesium ion binding. The record is from RefSeq and is a predicted model, not a curated record. NCBI's taxonomy places the organism in Eukaryota, Viridiplantae, Streptophyta, Magnoliopsida, Solanales, Solanaceae. Gene Ontology annotation, biological process: 5-phosphoribose 1-diphosphate biosynthetic process; purine nucleotide biosynthetic process. Gene Ontology annotation, cellular component: cytoplasm; ribose phosphate diphosphokinase complex.
UGCAGAAGAAGUCGCUUUGCUUUAUCAAAAAUCAAAAAGAAAGGAAGAUUGGGUAGGCAUAAAAAACCAGCAAAAGUAAGAGAGGGCAGCCAAAAAGACAUACUACUACUACUUUAAAAAGGCAGCAGACAGGCCGCGCCUCUCUCUGCCUUCCCUCUCCUUCUCUCUAUUGGCGGCAAAAACUAAGAGAGACAACUCUCUUACUGUAACUUGUUAUACGAUACGAUGGAAAAUGGUGCGCUGACGAAGAAGCAAGUUCUUCUCUACCACUGUGUUGAGAUGGAGGAAGUUGCUCGCAAAAUUGCUUCUGAAUCUGACUGCAUUCACCUCCAUUCUAUUAACUGGAGGAGUUUCGAGGAUGGUUUUCCAAAUCUCUUCAUAAACAAUGCACACAAUAUCCGUGGGCAGCAUGUUGCUUUUCUGGCAUCGUUCAGCUCACCAGCAGUCAUCUUUGAACAGCUUUCUGUGAUAUUUGCUCUUCCGAGGCUGUUUGUCGCAUCUUUUACGCUUGUAUUGCCAUUCUUUCCAACGGGAUCCUUUGAACGGAUGGAAGAGGAAGGAGAUGUGGCAACUGCAUUUACUAUGGCCAGAAUAUUAUCAAACAUUCCAAUCUCAAGGGGUGGUCCAACCAGUGUAGUCAUCUAUGACAUACAUGCAUUACAGGAGAGGUUUUAUUUUGGAGACCACGUUCUGCCUCUGUUUGAGACUGGGAUCCCGCUGUUGAAGCAACGGCUUCAGCAACUUCCUCAGUCUGAGAAGAUAGUUAUAGCCUUUCCUGAUGAUGGAGCUUGGAAGCGAUUUUACAAGCAAUUGGGUCACUAUCCUGCUGUGAUUUGCACUAAAGUCCGGGAGGGCGAUAAGAGAAUAGUCAGGCUAAAAGAGGGUAAUCCUGCCGGUUGUCAUGUGGUCAUUGUUGAUGACUUGGUCCAAUCUGGAGGUACCCUAAUUGAAUGCCAGAAAGUUUUGGCAGCUCAUGGUGCAGCAAAGGUUAGUGCGUAUGUGACUCACGGAGUUUUCCCUAAGCGAUCAUGGGAGCGUUUUAUUCACAAGGAUGAUGGCUCAGAGAAAGCAUUCACUUACUUUUGGAUCACAGAUUCGUGUCCCCUCACUGUGAAAGCCAUUGUUGAUAAAGCUCCUUUUGAAGUUAUAAGUUUGGCAGGAUCAAUAGCUGAUGCACUUCAAACCUGAGAACUUUGUUUGCUAGGUCAGUUGUAGUGGAAAGGGAACAUGAUCAUUCUUAUGAUUGUUGGAGAGUUUGUGCAAGGAUUUGUAAGAGAAACUUCUAAUGUGCUGAACCCAAUUGUUAUAAAAUAUUUACUUUGUCAAGUGA